AUGGACCCAACGACGGUCGCGUUACUAUUGUCGUUCUCGGCGCUCGCCACCGCCGCCACUGGCAAACCACCGGACGGCCGCGGCGCGUUCGGUUACCCGGACGACGAGCACGUGAUCAUCACUCAGUACGGACCGAUGCGGUACGAACCGGUAACCGCAGACCAGAUGAACCGGCCGUACGACGACGGCGCCUCGAAAACCGCGUCGUCCGGGCGUGGCUAUUACAAGGCCGAGGUGAUACCGUUGGACAUGAACACCUGGAAGCCCGCGGCCGGCGCCGACGGCCGUUGGGUCGGCAGAGCGGCCGCCGGUGGCCGGGUCGACUCGUUCGACGUGCCGCUCCGCGUCGGCUAUUCCGUGCGGCCCGCGGCCCGGCGACGCCGACACGACUACCUGUUGAUGGGGCACAGGCCGCGGCCGCAGCCGCCCCAGUGGAACCAUCGUCAGCCGGUCGCCCCGCGCCGACGCAUCGACGCCACCGGCCCUUUGGAGGAGGUACCGAUCCGACCACGGUGA
Macrosiphum euphorbiae (potato aphid) is the source of this 516-nucleotide messenger RNA. The record is from the annotation of a GenBank genome assembly. NCBI's taxonomy places the organism in Eukaryota, Metazoa, Arthropoda, Insecta, Hemiptera, Aphididae.